CCAGAAGAGCCAUUACUUAGUUCUGUUCAUCAGUUCAACUGCAGCUUUGUUCGAGUAGAGCACACAACUUCAGGAUCAACGUCAGCAUUUCAAUUGCCAGAAAAUCUUUUCAUAUAGAAAAACUUCACAAGUGACAACAUGUCUUCAAAUUACCGAGACGAAUCUCAGUAUUCUACAUCAUCUGAGGAAGAGGAGACUUCAUUGCCUUCAUCCUCUACAGAAGAGGACGCCCAGGUCACCCAAGAAGUCCUCUCCUCCCCCUUCUCUGAUUACCUGAUUCAGUCUUUUUUGGGGGAGGGCACCUUCGGAGAAGUCGUCAAAUGCGUAAAGUCAACCACUCAGGAAACGGUGGCUGUGAAGAUACUGAACAACAACAACUCAGCAGAGGAUGUACAGAACGAGGUCGCCAUCCUUCGAAACCUGCAAGCUUAUGAUUCGGACAAAUUCAACUUUAUCAGAUUCAUAGACAUUUUUAUCAUUGGAGAGCAUGCUUGUCUUGAGUUUGAAAUGCUUGACAUGAAUCUGUGGGACUUCUUGAAAAAGACACCUUUACACGUUCUCUCUGUAAACGAAAUCCGCCCAAUCCUUCACCAGAUGGCCACGGCUCUGCAACUCCUGAGGAGCCUGGGAAUUGUCCACACAGACCUUAAACCAGACAACAUCAUGUUGGUGGACAGCGUAAACAAGCCAUUCAAGAUUAAGAUCAUCGACUUUGGCUUGGCCCGUUAUGUCUCUCAGAUCACAUCAGGCUCAUACAUGCAGUCACGCCACUACAGGUCUCCAGAGGCCAUCCUGGGAUAUCCCGUCAACACAGCCAUUGACAUGUGGUCUUUGGGCUGCAUUGCUGCGGAGCUGUUCCUGGGCUAUGCGCUGUACCCCGGCGACUGCGACUACAACAUGCUACAGCACAUGGUGCAGACUCAGGGUCAGCUGCCGAAAGAACUUCUAAACAACGGCCUCAAAACCUGGUGCUUUUUCCGCAGACUCAGGGGCUGUAGACGUAGCUGGACAUUAAAGACGCCUUUUGAAUACGGACGCACAGUCACGCGCAGCGAGAGCUAUUUCAACUCCCUGAAUGACCUGAAGAAGAUAAGACCAGCCUGCCAUCGGUCAAGCGAGGACAACAGGGCAGAAUCCAAAGACCUGGAGAACUUUGUGGAUUUGAUUAAGAAGUUGCUUCAUCUGGACAUUGGUCAACGGAUAACACCCAGCCAACUCCUGGGGGAUCCAUUCAUCACCAUGAGCGACCUGGCUAACAACUACCCCAACAGCGCUUAUGUGAAAUCAGGCUGUGAAAUAAUGAAAGUCUGCUGGCAUCAGAGUGUGAGCCAUCAUGACAUGGAUCAGAGUGUGAGCCACCAUGACAUGGAUCAGAAUCAUGCUAUCGUACUGGGGAAGGCAUCGGCCAUCUCCCACAGCCUCUCCAUCCAGGACCACAGUUUACCCCAACCACAGCAACUCAGCGUCUCUGCUGAGGAGGACAUGACAGCGCCAGAGCCGCCGCUGCCCUACACCUCUGAGGCUCAGAUCUACCCAGGCCCAUUUAGUCCUGUGAGGAAGAUGGAGAGCGACUCUUAUGAAGCCUUACAGAGUGGGACAGUAAGGCUUGCGACAUCAGGCUGUGAAAUGAUGGACGUCUGCUGGGAUCAGAGGGUGAGCCACCAUGACAUGGAUCAGCAGCCAUGGCUGGACCCACAGGCCUCCACCAGCACCGCCAGCCUGGACCAGCACUACACCCCCAGCCAGGUCUCUCCUGUCUGGAACCGUCCCCAAGAUCAUCCUAUCGUACUGGGGAAGGCAUUGGCCAUCUCCCACAGCCUCUCCAUCCAGGACCACAGUUUACCCCAACCACAGCAACUAAGCGUCUCUGCUGAGGAGGACAUGACAGCGCCAGAGCCGCCGCUGCCCUCCACCUCUGAGGCUCAAAUCCACCCAGGCCCAGUUAGUCCUGUGAGGAAGAUGGAGAGCGACUCUUAUGAAGCCUUACAGAGUGGUGACAUAAGUCUGGAAAGCGGCCACACAGAGAACAAGAGGAUGAAGACCGAUCUCAUCGCGACACAAGCAGGUAGACUCAACUACAGCAGCUCACUCUUGGAAAUCAACUGA
Messenger RNA from Etheostoma spectabile (orangethroat darter), 2106 nucleotides. RefSeq names its product homeodomain-interacting protein kinase 1. Lineage: Eukaryota; Metazoa; Chordata; Actinopteri; Perciformes; Percidae. Gene Ontology annotation, molecular function: protein serine/threonine kinase activity; ATP binding; protein tyrosine kinase activity. The transcript is spliced from 12 exons. Bases 139 to 2106 code for a protein of 655 amino acids. Gene Ontology annotation, biological process: peptidyl-serine phosphorylation; peptidyl-threonine phosphorylation. Gene Ontology annotation, cellular component: nucleus; cytoplasm. The record is from RefSeq and is a predicted model, not a curated record.